GCAUUUGUACACGCAUGACGUAGUGCGCUACAACUGGUAUAUGGACUCCAUCCAAGCAUACAACGUGGCUAAUAAAUACAAAAAAAAAAUAUUUUCACAAUCAUAAUACAGAGACAAUAAAGAGAGCGAGUUCAUAUUCCGCUGUGUCGCUAAGCAUGCAACUGGAAAAGUGAAAGUAACGUGACUGACACGCUUUUCUGUCCAGGAGCCACACGGAGGAAACAACGCAACCAGAAAUUAAUUAAAUGAAUUAACAAGUGAUCAUCGUGAAAAAGAAUUCUUUGGAUUUUCAGCGGCAAAAUAUAAGACCUAAAAAAAUUGCGAGUAUGCUUCUGGAGGGGAGUUCGCCGGAUAUGUUAGCGGCCCAGUCCAAGAUUUUGUUCCAGUUAAACAAGUACUAUAACGAACGGGUACAAACUCGCCAGGGGAACACCAUCAAAACUAUUCGCGAGGUGUGUAAAGUAGUUCAGGAUGUUCUGAAGGAAGUCGAGGUCCAGGAACCCAGGUUUAUCAGUUCUCUCAAUGAAGUGAACGGACGAUUUGAAGGUCUGGACAUAGUUUCUCCAAAUGAAUUCGAAGUUGUGUUGUACCUUAACCAAAUGGGUGUUUUCAACUUUGUGGACGAUGGAACAAUUCCGGGUUGUGCUGUUCUAAAACUGAGUGACGGGCGGAAGAGGUCGAUGUCGUUAUGGGUAGAAUUCAUCACAGCGUCCGGAUACCUCUCCGCCAGGAAAAUCAGGUCCCGGUUCCAGACCCUUGUGGCACAGGCCGUCGACAAAUGUAGCUAUAGGGAUAUCGUCAAAAUGGUAGCAGACACCACAGAAGUCAAGCUCCGAAUCAAAGAAAGGUACGUGGUUCAAAUUAUACCAGCUUUCCGGUGCGCAGGAAUCUGGUGUCGUUCCGCGGCCCAUUGGCCUGUACCCCAUACCCAGUGGCCCAACCCCAACUUGGUAGCGGAGGUGAAAACCGAAGGAUUCGAUCUGCUGUCCAGGGAAAGUAUUUACAUGAAGGACAAGCAGAGUGCAGCAGAGGGGGAUGCGUGGGUGAUGUCGUUUAAGUACGCCGAGGACAGGCUCUUGUACGGGGGGUGUCGGCGCCGGUGUCUCAGCAUUCUAAAGACUUUGAGAGAGCGACAUUUGGACCUCCCUGGGAAUCCUAUCACGAACUAUCAUUUCAAAACUUUGCUCCUGUACGAGUGUGAGAAACAUCCACGGGAAAUGGAAUGGGACGACACUUCUCUUGGGGACCGACUUAACGGAAUUCUUCUUCAGACCAUUUCAUGUCUUCAGAAUCGCCGGUGUCCGCACUAUUUCUUGCCAAAUGUGGACUUGUUUAAGGGCAAAGCCCCUUCUUCUAUGGACAAUGCUGCCAAACAGGUGUGGAGAAUUCUCCGGGAACUAUUAACCAACCCAAAGAGUUUGGAAAAACUCUGACCUAGUUAUAACCUGUUUGUUGUGAUGUCCAGUUGUUUUGUGUCUAUUAAAAUAUUUAACAAAG
Molecule: messenger RNA, 1497 nt
Organism: Magallana angulata
Lineage: Eukaryota; Metazoa; Mollusca; Bivalvia; Ostreida; Ostreidae
Product: protein mab-21-like 2
Exons: 1
Coding region: 327-1433 (368 amino acids)
Source: RefSeq, a predicted model, not a curated record